Messenger RNA from Habropoda laboriosa, 3092 nucleotides. RefSeq names its product peroxisome biogenesis factor 1 (gene Pex1). The transcript is spliced from 15 exons. Gene Ontology annotation, cellular component: peroxisome; peroxisomal membrane; cytosol. Gene Ontology annotation, molecular function: ATP hydrolysis activity; ATP binding. Gene Ontology annotation, biological process: protein import into peroxisome matrix. Bases 9 to 3092 code for a protein of 1027 amino acids. The record is from RefSeq and is a predicted model, not a curated record. Lineage: Eukaryota; Metazoa; Arthropoda; Insecta; Hymenoptera; Apidae.
AAUCGAGAAUGCAAAGUGAACGUUUUGUAGUUAAGUAUAUAACGGUGAAUAAUUGUUUCGCCUAUUUACCGGACACCUGGCUACGUAAAUUGGAAACUAAGGAGAAUGCAAUCGAAAUAGAGUACAAAGAUAAAAGCUAUUACACGUCCUGUAUCGCGCGACCGAAUCUUAAUGACACUUUAUGUCUUGGCACAACUUUCGCCAGAAGUUUAAACAUUGAAGAAGGCGACGAGGUAUUUGUAUCUUUUAUAAAAGACGUGCCAUUAUUGACGAAAAUUCACGUCGCACCUUUCACUGUAAACGACAGGGAGAUCUUGGAAUUGCAAACAGAAAAGGUACAAUCGACGCUCCUUAACCAAAUUAGAGUGGUGGCUGUGGGACAACCGAUUGUAGCAUGGGUUUCUAAAUUUUCUUCUGUAAUAUUAAUUGUAGAAUCCUUGGAACCGACUGUUAAAUGUGGAAAACUCGAGCAAUUUUCAGAGGUGCACGUGACAGGCGCAGUAGUGAAUAAAGAAGAGGAAACUUCGAAUGAAAAUCAGGUGUCUAGUAUUACCAAUAAUUUGUUAUCCAGAUUGAAGAACAUUCUACCAACAGGAAAUAAUGAAAGUUCAUCGAAAGCACGAGGAAACAAUGCAAAAAGAAAUUACGAACUUUUGCAUAGUUUUUGUAAUAGAAAAAAGCCAACGGUGUACCGUGUCCAUCCGAUGCCAAAAAUGGCACCGAUCGAGGGAAAUAUUUUCGACGAAAUUGCUCGUUGCCCUUAUCAUGUGUUUAUAUCGAGAAAUCAAGCGCCGAAAUUUUCCACCGAUUUUACGUUUUGUCGUAUAAAAAAGGUUUCGGAAGAUAAACAGAAUGUGAACGUAUCUAGCACAAAUUUUCUAACGAAAGACGAAUCACCUGUUCCAAAAUUGUCCACGGAAUUGACCGUGAGAUUGUUCAUCUUGGAAGAUUUAUUGGAGAAAUGUUCGACGUUAGAUAGGAAAUCUAUAAAUGUUCAUUUUCUUCAGAAUAACGUGUACGUGUGGGAUAGUUUGAGGAUCAGUUUGAACUUAAAAAUAGGGGCAAAAGUGAGUUUGUGGGAAAUAGAAGCCCCUGAAAUAUGUGCACCGUUAUCUAUCGAGCUGUUUUCGUGGAAAGAAUCAGUGUCGGUGGAUAGUUUCGAGAGUUAUGUCAGAACUCAUUCGGUUUAUAAAGAAUUGUUGAUUAAUUCUUGUGCUGCUAUCGUUAUGGACGACGGGGGAACUUGUGUGGUGAAAAUUUCGCCCGAGAGUUCUACGUUUGCUAUGAUAGACGAGAAAGGUUUGAAGGAUGUGAAGGUGCAUUUGAAAUCGACGAUAGAGGAGAGCCUUCCGAGAGUGUCUGAGAGAUUGGAUCAGGAUGAAAUUCAUCUGGAGAAGAUCUCUACUAGAUAUCUAAAUAAAAUUUUGAAAGAAUGUCAACUUGCAUUGGACCUCAGUCUGGGCUUGCUUACGCAAUUACCCUUCGACUACGAUCGCGAAAACAUAUUAAUUUCUGGCGAGGCUGGAUCAGGCAAGACCACCAUAUGCAAAAUACUUGCAAAAUAUUUACAGAGCGCACCUUAUUUCGUGCAUACACAUAUGAUCGACUGUAGAUCCUUAAAAGGAAAGAAGGCCGAAAUGCUACAGAAAAUUAUUACAACCGCCUUAACUGAAUGUACUUAUCAUGCGCCUUCGGUAUUAUUUCUCGACGAUUUGGAAUCAAUCACAAACGCGUCGACAAACGACGAAGAGAAUACACCGGACGCCAUAAACGCUGCUAGGAUCACGGAUAUAUUAGUUAAUACAGUAACUCAGUAUCAGGAAACACAUCGUGUAUCUCUAGUUGCCACAUGUGCAGGCGUUAAUAGGAUUGGUCAGAAAUUAAGACCAGCUAGGGGUUGCCAUUUCUUUAGAACCGUUUUGUCUAUUCCUAAUCUCGAAAAGGCGGAUAGAAUCGAUAUUUUGCAAUUAAUGCUCGGGGACAAGUUGUACGUGCCUGGAGACGUGAAUUGGGAUUACUAUGGAAACAAGACCGAGGGAUGGAUGGUUCAGGAUCUGGUGGAUAUGGCUGAGAAAGCUGCGUUCGCCGCUUGGAAGCGUCACGGAACUUCUAAAGGGCCCAUCGCUGUCGCUGACGAGGACAUGAUGGUCGCCAUGAAGAAUUGCACCCCGAUGUCUUUGCAAGGUGUGCAACUGUACAAAGGUGCGGGUCACCUUUGGCCGGAUAUUGGUGGUCUAGCCGAGGUGAAAAAAUCAUUAGUAGAAAUUCUACAAUGGCCGUUGAAAUAUCCCGAGAUAUUCAAGAAUGCCCCGAUAAAACUGCAAAACGGCGUUUUACUGUACGGUAUGCCGGGCACGGGGAAGACUAUGCUAGCCAAGGCAAUCGCCAAUGAGUGUGGUGUGAAUUUAAUCAGCGUUAAAGGUCCAGAAUUGCUAUCGAAAUAUAUCGGUGUUAGCGAAGAAUCUGUCAGAAAUGUGUUCGAGAGAGCUCUUCGUGCUAAACCGUGCGUCCUAUUUUUCGACGAAUUCGACAGUCUCGCUCCCAGACGAGGCCACGACAGUACCGGGGUCACGGAUAGAGUGGUGAACCAAUUGUUAACGCAGAUGGACGGGGUCGAGGAUAGAGAAGGUGUGGCGGUCGUGGCAGCGUCUUCAAGGCCAGAUUUGCUGGAUCCAGCCCUGUUGAGGCCUGGACGCCUCGACAAAGCGUUGUAUUGUCCACUUCCAGACGAGGGAGAGAGAGAAGAGAUAUUAGCGGCACUGUGCAAAACACAGAACGUAGACACGAUGGAAUUAAAUCUAGAGGAUCUGGCGAACCUCACUCCAGGAUUCACAGGAGCAGAUUUAAACGCUGUAGUCACUCAAGCCAGGCUGUCGGCCUUUGAGGAUGCUGUCGCGAGGGCACCUGAUGGAAAGAUCGAGGCGGGGGACAUCAAGGUCGCUCAGGCGCAUUUAAUCGAUUCCAUUAGAUCCACUCAUCCAUCUUUGUCUAGGUCUGAAAAAGAGAAAUACAAAAGAAUUUACGCUAGAUUUACGAAGAACGAUAAUUUCAUGGAUGAUAUGAUGAAGAAUCAGAAAGCCACUUUAGCGUGA